Colletotrichum orchidophilum is the source of this 1524-nucleotide messenger RNA. Its product is annotated as alpha-L-arabinofuranosidase. The coding region runs from base 1 to 1524 and encodes 507 amino acids. The transcript has 7 exons. Gene Ontology annotation, biological process: polysaccharide catabolic process; L-arabinose metabolic process. The record is from RefSeq and is a predicted model, not a curated record. NCBI's taxonomy places the organism in Eukaryota, Fungi, Ascomycota, Sordariomycetes, Glomerellales, Glomerellaceae. Gene Ontology annotation, molecular function: alpha-L-arabinofuranosidase activity.
AUGGCGACCUUCACCAAAAUCGCAGAGGAUGCUCGUCCCACCAUCACGCUGAACCCCUCCCAUGUCGUCUCCAAAAUCGAUGACAAUGUCUAUGGCGGAUUCACAGAGCACAUGGGAAGAUGUAUCUACGGUGGCAUUUACGACCCAGGCAACCCUCUUUCUGACGAGAAUGGUUUUCGCAAGGACGUUAUCCAGGCAUUCAAGGAGCUGAACUGUCCCGUCGUGCGGUACCCGGGUGGUAACUUUGUUGCCACCUACCACUGGAUCGACGGCGUUGGACCCAGGGAAACCCGUCCCAAGAGGCCCGAGCUGGCUUGGAUUGGCGUCGAGAGUAAUGAGUUCGGAACAGACGAGUUCAUGAAGUGGUGUGAGAUCGUUGGCGCUGAGCCUUACCUAGCGCUCAAUUUUGGCACCGGCACGCUUGAUGAGGCUCUUGCGUGGGUUGAGUAUUGCAACUCUGACAAGGACACUUAUUACGCCAACCUCCGCCGUAAGAACGGACGCGAGAAGCCCUACAACGUCAAAUACUGGGCCCUGGGCAAUGAAUGUUGGGGUCCAUGGCAGGUCAUGCAAAUGACCAAGGAGGACUAUGCCAAGCAGGCUUACCAAUGGGCUAAGGCGCUCAAGCUUCUUGAUCCCUCUUUGGAACUCAUCCUCUGCGGUGAGACCGGCUUCAGCAGCUGGGACACAUACGUGAUCAAGGAAUGCAUAACAUGGAGCGUGCAUGGCCUUGGUGGCAGCACCACUGCGUCUUUGAUCGACAUGCACAGUAUUCACCUUUACACCGCGUCGGAAGACCAUCUAAAGAAUGCCACAGCACCCAGAGCCGCCGAGCGCGCCAUUGAAAUCACCGGCAGCCUCAUUGAUCUGGCCCGCAUUGAGAAUCAGGUGCCUCCCACGUGUAAGAGACAAAAGAUUUGCUUUGAUGAGUGGAAUGUAUGGGAUCCCGUCAGAGCGCCUGGUGAGGAGGGUGCUGAGGAGGCCUACACUCUGUCCGACGCUCUCGCUGUCGGUGUUUGGCUCAACGUAUUCGUCCGUCAGGCAAAGUAUGUUGGCAUGGCCAACAUUGCCCAGUCCGUCAAUGUCAUCUCUCCUUUGAUGACCACAAAAGAGGGCAUCACCAAGCAGACCACUUGGUGGCCUCUGUUGCUGUUUAGCAAGUACAUGAGAGGGUCUACCAUUGCCACUCACGUCCGCGCCCCCGAGUACGAGGGUGAUACUGAGCCCGUUUGGAUCCGGGGCGCCAUCGAGACCCCUUACCUCGACGUGAGCGCUACCAUUGACGACAACGGUUUCGUCAAUUUGGCUGUCGUCAACGUUCACGAGACCAAGGGAUUCCCCGUCGACCUGGAAGGUAUCAAGGAGGGUGCCGAUAUACAAGUCUACACUGUCACCGGCGAGAACGUCAAGGUCGUUAACACCGGUGAUAAGAACCCCGUUGGUAUUACUGAGAGCAAGUGGGAUGGCAAGGGCCCGUAUGAGUUUGCCAAGGCCUCCGUUACCCUAUUGAGAUGGAAGCACUAG